Sarcophilus harrisii (Tasmanian devil) is the source of this 672-nucleotide messenger RNA. RefSeq names its product kallikrein-7-like. Bases 1 to 672 code for a protein of 223 amino acids. Gene Ontology annotation, molecular function: serine-type endopeptidase activity. Lineage: Eukaryota; Metazoa; Chordata; Mammalia; Dasyuromorphia; Dasyuridae. The record is from RefSeq and is a predicted model, not a curated record. The transcript has 5 exons. Gene Ontology annotation, biological process: proteolysis.
AUGCUCAAGGCUAAGGAGCAAAUAGUCACUGCAGGGAAGAAUUGUGAAAGAUUGGACCACCAAUGGCAUGUGGUCCUUUUAAAAGGAUCUCAGCCCUACUGUAGUGGAGUGCUUUUGGAUAGGAGGUGGGUGGUCACAGCUGCCCACUGCCAGUUAAGAAAGUACAAUGUCUACUUGGGCAAACAGCAUUUGAAGAAGUAUGAGAAGUGGAUCGUCAAGGUCAAGGCACAUAAGUCUUAUCCCCAUCCUGAGUACUCUCCAGACACCCAUAUCAAUGACAUUAUGCUGAUAAAGCUAAAGAAGCCAUCCCCAUUGGGGAAUAAUAUUGAACCUGCCAAUAUACCCACCAAGUGUAUCUCACCUGGUACCACCUGUACAGUCUCUGGCUGGGGCAUCACCAGCAGCCCAAAAGCGACAUAUCCAGAUAGGAUCCAGUGUACAGAUGUGAAUAUCCUCUCCACUUCAGACUGCAAGAAGAUUUACCAGGAUAAAAUACAGGACUCCAUGUUGUGUGCUGCCCUUCCCAAUUCUACAAUCAAUGCUUGCAAUGUGAGUACUGUAACACCAUGUAGUUGCACUUUCUUUCUUCUGGACGUCAAGAAAAAUCCUCCUCACAGCAACACAGCAUCACCCUAUGUCCUUCUGCUGCCACAAACCCCAUCUUCUGUGUGA